CGUCGAUGCACCUCUAUUAAACUCUCCCUACUCUGGAACAGGCGAUUUUUAACGUAGCGCGUCGUUCCUCGGGCACGAGCGUUGGCCGACGUUGGCGAAUGCAUUGUUUCCUCGCGCGGGAACAGUGGGCACGAUAUGAGUCACGUACGCGUACUGGUGUACACGCGCUUACUCCGAGCAAAAACAAUUUUUUGCACGCGUUCGAUGGCAGAGGUGUCGGUCUAGGAGCGCGACGAGGUGCGAUCGGAGCGAGAGAGGCGAUAGGAAAGGCAAAGGACAGACGAGGUUUGUCGACUCGGUUGGGGGGUAAGAAAAACGCCGGUCGGGUAAAUCGUCGACGGGCAUCGACGCUCCGAUUGGCUGGCCGAGCCUCUUCUCCGAAAUUCGCCACGAAUUCCGAGAAAUCGGCAGUGUGGCGCUACGCUCACCGGCAUCCCCGUCUCUGUCUGUUUGCGCGCUCGUUGCCGAGAACCGACCGUCUGUGUCCAGUCGCCACUUCCGUGCGUCGCGGCACCGCAGGCGGAAACAGGACACGAAGAGCACCCGAUUCUGAGGGAGAGGAAAGCAAGAGGAUCGAGACCGAUCGGGGUAGCGUGGCUGCCGAGGAAUCUGGACGAGAUGAGACCCAACGAGGUGAUACAAAACGAGAGAAGAGCGACGGAGACGAUGUCCGAGACGUCCGAGGGCACCGCGGCGACCAGCAUCUCCGGGAAAUCGGGGUCCGAGAGCCGCGAGGAGCUGCGGGACAUCGCGGCUGUGCUGGGAAUCGUUAAUCCGGACGAUCUGCACCAGGAGAGAUUUCGCGUUGAUCGGCACAAAUUGGAACAGAUGAUGUUAGGUGAUAAUGCCGUACCGAAGACAGCGGACACGUUUUUUCAUAACGUUAUGGAGGAAACGAACACCUUCGUUACGUGGCCGUCCCGACUGAAGAUCGGAGCAAAGUCGAAGAAAGAUCCGCAUAUAAAGGUCGCGGGUCGACCCGAUGACGUGCGAGCCGCUAAGGAGAAGAUAAUGGAAAUUUUGGACACGAGGCAGAUCAACCGAGUAACUAUGAAACUGGACGUUAGUUACACCGACCAUUCGCACAUUAUUGGAAAGGGUGGUCUGACGAUUAAACGAGUGAUGGAGGAAACCGGCUGUCACAUUCAUUUCCCGGACAGUAACCGUAGCAAUCACCAAGAGAAGAGCAAUCAAGUCUCCAUUGCUGGCGAAGUGGAGGGUGUCGAACGAGCCCGUGCUCGAGUCAGGAACCUGACGCCUCUGAUCUUCUCGUUCGAGUUGCCGAUCAUGGGCGCGUCGCAGGCCAUGCCGGACUCCACUUCGCCCUACGUGGUGAAAAUUCAAGAAAAGUACAACGUACAGGUGAUGUUUCGCACGAGGCCCAAGCUGCACGCUACCCUGGUUGUAGUGAAGGGCUGCGAAUGGGAGGUGUCGCAAGUGAAGGAAGCGACCUUGCUACUGAUCCACUACAUGUGCCAAAACUUAGCUAGUCAAAUACAAGUACAAAUGUCGAUGGAGAUCUCGCCGCAACAUCACAGUAUCGUGCUUGGUAAGCAGAGCAGCAACUUGAAGAUGAUCAUGCAGUGCACUGCCACGCAAAUCAUGUUCCCCGACGCGGGCGACCCAAACAUUCCCAGCCUGAAAAAGAGCAACAUCACAAUCACAGGUGGCAUCCAUAACGUUUACAUGGCCCGACAACAGUUAGUGGGCUCCCUGCCGUUGGUUCUGAUGUUUGACCUUCCCGAGGACACCAUGUCGUCCGUCGACACGGAGAACAUUUCCCAGUUGAUGCAGUCGCUGGACGUGUUCAUAAACGUGAGGCACAAACCCAAACAGAGCACGCUUUCCGUUAUCAUCAAGGGGAUCGAGCGGAACGCUGGUAACAUUUACGAAGCGAGGAAACAGCUGUUGGGCUUGGAUGAGCCCAGGAUACAUGCAGAGAUCCCGGUGACUUACCAUGUCCCGAACGCUGGCAAUAUAUUUCAGGGACGAACCACCAACGGGGCUGGUUCCAACAAUCUGGUCGGCAGUCUGUCGGAGAACCUGUCGAAUAUGCUAACGGUGAACACGCAGAAUCCUCCGUACUGCGUGUCGCCGAUGUCUCACUCGCCAAAUCCGAUGGGCUUGUCGCCUCAUUGGGGCUUACCGUCGAUACCGUCCAUGUUUUCGCCGCUACAGCUUCACCACACUUACCCGUAUCCGCACCUCAACCAUCUACUGACGACGCAGCACGUGAUGCACAACAAAGCGAUGCCAUCUCACGCCCAUGGAUUACAGAACCAUGCAUUUCCCGGCAUUGGGCAACUCCACUCCAACGUACCACGCGUUGCUGGCUUUCACAGUAUUCACGGACUGAACGGCAACUUGCCGGAUAGCAAGGAAUGCAGUGCUUAUUCGUCGUUGAGCAGCGUCUCCAGUUCUCUAUCUAGUCCCGCGGUCAGCCCUCGAAACGUAUCGCCGGUCAAUCCUACCGAGACUAGUCCUAAUUUAGAUUUAUCCGGUGUUCUAUCGGAUCUCUCGGUGACCGAUCGACGAGCACCCGGCUGCGAGAAGAAAACUUUGGAAAUGGCUGUGCAACAGAAUCUCGCGCCUUUCGACUACGAUCAGAAGAAAAUCUUGAGCGUGAAAGCGAUGCAGGCGAAACCGAACUCCAACGAGUAUCGCGUUCCCACAUCCACAUGGUCUGGCUACGGAUUCAGUCAGUCCAUUCCUCCUAUAAGCACGGGAGACUUGAGCAAGGAACUGACCACCUCUCGUCCGUCUGAUUUGUGGAAAGAACCAACGACGCCAGUGUUCAGCGGAGAGAUUGACUUCGGAAUUGGAUCCGGCAAAGACCGCGUUGGACAAAUCGGCGUGAGCUCGAAUUACAUGGAACACACGCCGAGCACGCAUCUGAACAAAAUCCUGUCUCACCGGUACACCGAUUUGACCAGCAUGCUGACCAGCGUUGGAUUGGAAAAAUAUAUUCGCCUGUUCACGUCUCACGAGGUGGACAUGGCUACGUUUCCCACGUUGACGGAGAAGGAUCUCUGCGAGAUCGGGAUAUCCGCUUGGGGCGCGAGGCGCAAAAUAAUGCUGUUAAUCGCUGAAAUGAACAAACGAACUAGUACAUUCUGCGGCAGCGCGGCUCCGGGCGCGGAACGGAAGGCGACAACGUCAACGGCUACGACGUCGAUUGAGAAGUGCAAUCUGGACAGCAAGUGGUAAAACAGGACGAGAAGAAAUGUCGCGGGUCCCGCGAUAUUUAUGCGAAACUGAUACAGCACCGAUGAAUUUCGGACAGUGGUACUUAAACGUUAGCAACGCGCUCGGACGCGGACAAUCGCAUUUCAAGACACGAGAACAUUGAUAAUCGAUGAUCGAUUUCACGCGGGAAGGUCCCGGCGACUCGACACGUUGGUUCGAGAAUAUAAUUAGUAAGUUAAUUUGCGAUUUACCAGGCACCGGACGAACACCCCCUGAUGAUUCUUUUUUUGUGAUCGAGGACCG
Hylaeus anthracinus is the source of this 3489-nucleotide messenger RNA. It is a transcript of the gene BicC, whose product is annotated as protein bicaudal C. The record is from RefSeq and is a predicted model, not a curated record. Gene Ontology annotation, molecular function: RNA binding; protein binding. Gene Ontology annotation, cellular component: cytoplasm. The transcript has 15 exons. Lineage: Eukaryota; Metazoa; Arthropoda; Insecta; Hymenoptera; Colletidae. Bases 619 to 3207 code for a protein of 862 amino acids.